AUGCACCCCUUCACCCUCCUCCCUCUCCUCCUCCCCCUCCUCCUCCCCACCCUCACCCUCUCCUCCCCCCUCUCCCCCCGCCAACCAAACCCCUGCAUCCCCACCUCCUACACCAUCACCGACUUCCAUUACACCUCGUCGCCCUCCUCGGGCGCCCACAUCGCCUUCACCUUCCACUCUUCCUUCCCGGACCUGUCCAUCAUCGACGACGCCGCCGCCUCGACCACGGGUACCCUCUGCGAAGCCAAUUCCGCGCCCGGAACCCCGAUCCCGAAUUCCAACGUGUGCGUGACGGGAAGGAGGAAUCUGGUUUUUGAACUUAGGGGAUCGCAGGAGAGGGCGGAUUUCCAGGUUGUGCAUGGGUGGAGGUGUGGGGGGCAAGAAUGGCUCUCCUCCACGCACCGUAAAAUCGAUCCGCUGAGCUGUAGUCUGGAUGUGGCGGGCACGCUGAGGUGCACGAGUACGCAGAACAGCUUUCAGCCAGAGAACGUGAGGAGGAUCUGUGCUACGCCGACGUGUCCUUGA
Westerdykella ornata is the source of this 525-nucleotide messenger RNA. RefSeq lists its product as uncharacterized. Bases 1 to 525 code for a protein of 174 amino acids. Lineage: Eukaryota; Fungi; Ascomycota; Dothideomycetes; Pleosporales; Sporormiaceae. The transcript has 2 exons. The record is from RefSeq and is a predicted model, not a curated record.